AUGCGUCUACUAGUACAGAAUUUAAUCAAGAGUAUCCAAUUAUAUCAGUUGUAUGCUUACACUAGUUUAACUGUUCACGUAUAUGUAUUGCAUGAAAGUAGCGAAAGCAGAUCAUUCCAAUUUACAAUAUGCGCAUGGGAUAAAAAGAAGUGCUUUAGAUUAAAAUUAUUUCUUUUAUCUGCGACCGCAUUUGAAAGAUCUGCCUCAAACGAGUUCACGUAUUGCUUGCAAACGAUAGUAAUUGCGUAUGGUAGCUCAAUUGCCGUCACUAUCAGCAACAAAGAGAACGCUAUUUCUACUAAUACCAUGAACUUUAGCCGAAUCUGUGACACUGACGCUGAUAACAUUGGCGUUUGGCUGUGUUUGAUCUCAAAAACCACCGAAAGCGCUGCCAAAUAUUUGAUGAGAUCUGAAGAAAACAUACGUUCUCUUAAACUAACCUUAUACCACUAUCGAAGUGAGAGUCGGGGAGCACACUGGUCUGAAGAAUGCAAAUACAAAUUCAAGAAGAACCUCCAUUCUCUUUUUCAGUCUUUGAAAAACUCACAGACCAUGGUUGUUUUAGUUUGCAUGAAAUCUGACGUUCUCAACAUACGGUUUUACCAGAGGAAAGUAUCUUUAAACAAGUAAAUAUUGGUAAAUACAGGCAAACAUAGGUAAUCAUAGGCAAGCAUAGGCAAUCAUGAGCAAUCAUAGGCAAACAUUAGAACGUACAAUUUGAU
Messenger RNA from Mycotypha africana, 722 nucleotides. RefSeq lists its product as uncharacterized. NCBI's taxonomy places the organism in Eukaryota, Fungi, Mucoromycota, Mucoromycetes, Mucorales, Mycotyphaceae. The transcript has 5 exons. Bases 1 to 630 code for a protein of 209 amino acids. The record is from RefSeq and is a predicted model, not a curated record.